This is a messenger RNA of Colletes gigas, 695 nucleotides long. RefSeq lists its product as uncharacterized. The coding region runs from base 144 to 695 and encodes 183 amino acids. The transcript is spliced from 4 exons. The record is from RefSeq and is a predicted model, not a curated record. Lineage: Eukaryota; Metazoa; Arthropoda; Insecta; Hymenoptera; Colletidae.
AUUUACAGAAAUUUAGUACAAGUAAACUUUUUAAUUUAUGAUUUUGUCGAUAUUAUUUGAUGAGUAUUUUGAUUCUAUUUAGUAAAUGAAUUUAUUAUUAACAAAAAUGAAUAAUUUUCUUGUCGGUUUUAAUUAUAGGAAUCAUGUGUUCUGCUAAUAUUACCAGACAGAAUUUAAAUCAAAGAUCAAACAUUUCAACUCCGUCAGACGACGAUGACGAAUUUUUUCAAAAGUUAAAAUCUGAAAUAGACAAAGAUCUUUUAUCACAUUCGAAAGAAAACUACAAGCCAAACACUAAUUAUCAAGAUAUAGCAUUAUUGAAAAAAAAAAGACCUAUAAUCGACGAAGAAACUCAAAAUGUAAUUAAAAGAUUUAAGAAGGAUACAAAGCUUACAAAUUUCACGCAAACAUUAGGCGGCAAAAGUAAUAUGCAAUCUAAUUAUGUUGUUAAGACACAUGAUGUAUCAACAAAUACAGUUGCUGAAAGUAGGCGACGGAAAGAUAUAUUUACGUCUAAUAUUUUAAAUGAAAAUCUCAGAGAUCCUCUCAGUAAAUAUAUAUUUCAAAUGAGUUCGAAGGUACAACAGAACGACGUUUUACCUUUAUCAACAAACGAAGCAGCCGUUACUUGUAUAGAGUAUGAAGAAUUUCAGUUCUAUGCAAUGACAUAUCUUACUCCUCCAAAUAAUAAAUGA